Molecule: messenger RNA, 5411 nt
Organism: Lagopus leucura (white-tailed ptarmigan)
Lineage: Eukaryota; Metazoa; Chordata; Aves; Galliformes; Phasianidae
Gene: IL6ST
Product: interleukin 6 cytokine family signal transducer
Exons: 16
Coding region: 79-2829 (916 amino acids)
Biological process (GO): cytokine-mediated signaling pathway
Cellular component (GO): membrane; signaling receptor complex; external side of plasma membrane
Molecular function (GO): cytokine binding; cytokine receptor activity
Source: RefSeq, a predicted model, not a curated record
GGCGGCGGCGGGGCCGUUAUUUAGGGCUGGCGGCGGGGCGCCAGGAGGCGGUGCCGCACGGCAGGAAUUCUGUCCAGCAUGUUUUCUGGGUGGAACUGGGCGGUCCAUUGCUUGUAUCUGUUUUUGAAUAUUUGUUCCUUUGAAGUUUCAGGUGGACUUGUACAAUCAUGUGGUCACAUCAUUCCAGAGUCUCCAGUGUUGGCCAUGGGUUCCAAUUUCACAGCAUUGUGCAUUUUGAAUGAGAGUUGCCUUGACUUUGGCAAUAUAUAUGCUAGUCAGAUUAUAUGGAAAAUGAAAAAUAAGGUGGUACCUAAAGAACAAUACCGUGAAAUAAACAUAACUGUUUCUAGUGUCACAUUUAAUGACACUUCUUCUCUGGCUUCUCCACUGACAUGCAACGUUUUAGCAGAUGGACAGAUUGAGCAGAAUAUUUAUGGAAUUUCAGUUACAGUAGGCUUGCCCCCAGAGAAGCCUGAAAACUUAAGUUGUAUUGUAUAUCAGCUGUCGAAUCUCAGAUAUCCUAUGAACUGUACCUGGAACCCUGGAAAUCAUACAUUCCUGGACACUCAUUUUAGGUUGAAAUACAGGUGGUCACGAGAAAGCUUUCCUGACUGCAUACCGAAAUCUGUAAAUAAUUCUUGUACCAUUUCUGAUGUUCAGUUCUUUGUUAACCUGGAGGUCUGGGUAGAAGCGGCAAAUGCUCUUGGGAAGGCUGAAUCUGAUCAUCUUGUUUUUGACCCCAUUGAGAUUGUCAAACCACUGCCUCCACACAACCUAUCAGUCAACUCAGGAAUACUGCCUACUGUUCUGAAGCUUUCCUGGGAGAACCGGAUUUCAGCAGCUGUGAUGAAACUGAAAUUCAAUAUUCGCUACAGGAUCAGUAGUGAUACGAACUGGAUGCAGGUUCCUCCUGAAGAUACGGCUUCACCAAGGACUUCAUUCAGCAUUCAAGGCCUCAGACCUUACACAGAGUAUGUCUUUUCUAUUCGAUGCAUGAAGGAAGAUGGAGAAGGGUUUUGGAGUGACUGGAGUGAAGAAAAAGUUGGGGUUACAACUGAAGAUAAACCAUCUAAAGGGCCAACCGUAUGGAGGACCAUUGAUGCAUCUCCCUCACCAGCUUUUUGGACUGUACGACUGAUGUGGAAGGCACUAGAGCCAUUUGAAGCCAAUGGAGUGAUCUUGCAGUAUGAAGUGACUGUCAGAGCUAAACCACCCCUCUCCCAUCCGCCAUGGAGGUACAACGUUACUACCACAAGCCUUACAUUAAAGCUGCCAAAUGGAACUUAUGAAGUGACUCUGAUUGCACAUAACAGAGUUGGGGCAUCCCCUCCAUCAGUUCUGCUUAUUCCAUCAAGUAAUUCAAAAGCUCCUGUGAGGAAUAUUAGAACACUACCUAAAGAUGGCAAAUUGUGGGUAGGAUGGACUGCUCCUAAUAAUGUUCUUAAAUACGUAAUUGAAUGGAGUCUGAUGUCUAACAGCUCAGGCGGCAUCACAGAAUGGCAGGUAGAACCAGGAAACAUUCAAGGAACAUACUUAAAAGGUGACAUUAAGCCAUUCAAGUGUUACUUGAUAACUGUGUACCCUCUGUAUGCUGAUGGCCAGGGAAGUGGACAGUCUGUGAAGGCUUACCUUCAGCAGGAUCGUCCUUCAAAAGGACCAACUGUUCAGACAAAAAAAGUAGGAAAAGCUGAAGCUGUUUUGACAUGGAACCAUCUCACAGUAGAUGAGCAAAAUGGAUUCAUCAGAAGUUACACAAUACUGUACAAAACUGUCGAUGGAAAUGAAACAGCUGUGUCAGUGGAUCCAUCCAAGACAGAGUAUACCCUCUCUUCUCUAACCAGUGACACACUGUAUACUGUGCGGAUGAUGGCAUACACAGAUGAAGGAGGCAGAAGUGGUCCUGAUUUUACUUUUACUACACAGAAAUUUGGGAGAGGAGAAAUUGAAGCCAUAGUUGUACCUGUGUGUCUAGCAUUCCUGUUGAUUGUACUCCUUGGAGUUUUGUUUUGCUUCAACAAACGUGACUUAAUUAAAAAGCAUAUCUGGCCUAACGUCCCUGAUCCAUCCAAGAGUAACAUUGCUCAGUGGUCCCCACAAGUUCCAGCUAAGCACAACUUUAGUUCUAAAGAUCAGAUGUACCCAGAAGGCAGUUUCACAGAUGUGAGCGUCGUAGAAAUAGAAGCUGAUGACAAGAAGUCUUUUUCAGAACAAGAUCUAAAACCUUUUGAUUUGCUCAAAAAGGAAAAAAGUACUUCAGAAGGGCACAGCAGUGGUAUUGGAGGAUCCUCGUGCAUGUCUUCUCCUAGGCAAAGUGUCUCUGAUAGUGAUGAAGGUGAAACUACACAAAACACUUCAAGCACUGUGCAGUAUUCAACUGUAGUACUUAAUGGCUACAGAGAUCAAACACCUGUACAAGUCUUUUCAAGGUCUGAAUCUACUCAGCCUCUGCUAGAUUCAGAAGAGAGAUUAGAGGAUCAUGCUGGAGGGAGUGACGGUAUGCCACAAAGGCAGCAGUAUUUCAAACAGAAUUGUGGUCAGGAUGAAACCAAGACAGACAGGCCAUUCUUGGAAAGAGCAAAGCAGAUUAUUUCUGCUAAUGAGGAGGAUCUCGCUGGGUUUGCACAACUGCAGAUCUCAGGUCAGAGAUCUCUAGGCUUUGAUCUGGAAGAAGAUACACAGGAAGCUGCUCUGCCAGAUGUUUUGCAGACAAGUACUGAAGGACAAACUGUGAGACCUGAAACAGUGGAGGGAAACAUACCAUCAGUUGAUGAAAUGCCAAAAAGUUACCUCCCGCAGACUGUGAGACAAGGGGGUUAUAUGCCUCAGUGAGAGAAGAGACUGGCUAUAUUAGGCCUUCAUUAGUGCCCGUUCACAUUUUUUUUCCUGUGUUUCUGAUAAAUUAAGCUAGGUAUUUUUAUCUGAAUGCAGAUAGAAAUAUUGAAAUUAGGUGAAGAAUAAUUUGACAAAGUACAAUAAGGACUAUGUUUCCGUGGAAAAUCUGCAGUCCAGACCUACUGGAGACUUACUUUUAUGCACUACAUGAAAUCAUAUUUGUCUGAAAAGCUGAACAAGCCUAUGUGCUACCUUGCUUUUUGUCUUGUCAUAUCCGAUUUACGUAUGAUUGAAAAUAGCAAGUUUCAGUUAAUCACAUUGGCCAACAGACCUCCUAGAAGAAAUACUUUGAUUUGUGACAGUGUACAAGCCUAAAAAGCCAGCUUUGGUUGCUUGGAGCAUCUUUGUGCAAAAAUGAGACUGAAGUUCAGUAUUCUAAAGCAUAAAAAUACUGUAUCAUACACUUUUCAACAGCUUGAUUAACCUUCUGAAUUUUGACUUGGCCCAGUGUCACAGUUUCAGACUUAUCAAACUCAAGUGUGCAAGUCAUGCAUCCCCAUUUAAAACCUACAUAGAAGUUGUGAUGGUGUGCAGGUAAAAAAUGCUAUGAUUGCUUGACUCUGAGUGCUACUAUAGUCACUGAUACUCCUUCUGUAUUUAGAUAUGCUUGCACAUGAAGUAUAUAAUAAUUUGGCCUAAAAGUGUGCCUUGCUAUUGGAUGCACAACAGUUCAGCCUUUGUGUUUAAAUGUUAAAUCCAGAUGAAAACGCAGACGAGGAAUCAGUCAAAGAUUUUUGAGCCCCAGUCACUUCCUGAUGACACUGCAUCUCUCCAGUCAUGUUAAUUGCCUUUGUACAAUAUGUGCCCCCUUGGCAGCGUACUGCUUGAGAGAUAAAUAAUGGGCUGACGGAUUUCACAGUCCCUAUAACUGCUCAGGAGAAGGAUCUUCUUCCUGAUUGACUAUGAAGAUUAAUACUACAGGACUUCCUUGAAACAGAACAUAGCAAAAACCAAAGCGCUCAAGUCAUUGAAUGCUCAGGGGGAGAAAGGAAAAAAAAAAAAAAGCAACUACCCUGAAAUUGACAGUUACUGACAAUAUGAAUCUGUUAUCCAGCAUAAUCCACAGAUAAUAUCUGUGGCUGCUAAAACUCCUCGUGUCUCAGUUCAGCCCUGUUCAGAUGGUCUGUGCUUUAUUACAGGUACAUACAAUUGCAUUAAUAUAGCCCUCUUCCCUAAUGAUGGAAUUUUACGACACUCUUGUAGAUGUUUUUCUUAACUUAGUCUAGUCAGCUUUUCUAACUUGACACUAAUGACCUUCAUUCAAAACACUACAUGCUGUUCUGUGAGAAUACAAAGAGAGUUUUAAUUCUCCUUCAGCAGAAGGGAGACCUCCAGAACCUUUCAGUGCUGUGAUACAUGGUGCUGCUGUCCUGCAGAGCACUUGCUAAAGGCCUUUGAAGAACAGAUGGAAGUAUGAUGUUCACCUCUCAUGCUUUUGUUUCAAGGAAACAGUGCUAGUGUGAAUUCAGAAUAUGCUAUUUGGACUACUCAAAACAGAAUUCUUAAACUUCAAUAACAUUCAACAUUCUGCAGUUCCUUUCUGCUUACAGUAUUUUUCAUGUAUGGGCACUUUUUUUAAACUAAAAUGUGAUGUUGCAGGUUACUGUAACUGUACUUUUCUUCAGAACAGAUCACCUUCCUUCCUCCCUAUGCCACCUCAGCACAUUCAGCCUCUUCUUGCAGCUGUCAUGAGGCAGAGGAGGAUGUGUCUGAUUUUUCAAAGGCUGGAGGAGCAUUCUUGUUGUCAGAAUUUCCUCUUGGAAAAUGGCAGCAGUGAGUUUGUGCAUGGAUGGAUGUGUCUUCUUCAGUCAAACUUCAUUGUGGCCAUGGAAACCAUGAGUAAAAGGGAAAGUCAGUGUGCAUGCUUACUCAAAGUGCCCUACAGCCACAUGCUGUCUCAUUCACCUUCUGCUGAUCUCUGAAAUGUUUUGGGCUGCGAUUUUUAUGGCCACAGUCUGGCUGCUUAGCUUGAAUGAGUGUUGCUUUAAACAUGCUGUCUUUCAUCUGUGAUCCAGCAAUACUAACUUUUAGUAACAUAUGUUAUAUCUGAGAGACCACUUCAGUUGUUCCUAAAGUUAGUGUUCUCUUUCUGUCAUGUAGAGGGAAAGCAUUUUGUUCUCAGUUGCUGUUAACCAUGAACCAUUUCCAAAGUAAGUUAAAUUUUGAAGUGAUUCCCUCUUUUUGGGGGGUCAGUGGUAAUGAACUCACAUAGUUGUGCAGAAUAUCCUGGCAUGGGUUCUGUGUGGCAGAUUCACUUUCUCUCUUUCUAUCUCAUGCAUGCAUCUAGGAAUAAAAUUGCGAAGACGAAGCAGGAGAUACUUGUGGGUGAACAGCUUACAGAAGCCACAGAAAGUCUGAGUAACAGGUUUGCUUACAACUUCAUAAACCUUUGUGCCAAAGUGCUGUGUUGUACAGCGUUUGGGUUUAACUUGGUUUUGUACUUAGUAUGCAUUACAGCAACAGAGCUGUAUCUAAGAGUUGCACGCAGGUUUUAGAGUGUACGUAAUGCAUUUUACCAA